Molecule: messenger RNA, 1743 nt
Organism: Plasmopara halstedii
Lineage: Eukaryota; Oomycota; Peronosporomycetes; Peronosporales; Peronosporaceae
Product: myotubularin-like protein
Exons: 2
Coding region: 1-1743 (580 amino acids)
Biological process (GO): dephosphorylation
Molecular function (GO): phosphatase activity
Source: RefSeq, a predicted model, not a curated record
AUGCGAUUUCAGCUAGACACCCACCCUUCUAUUGCCGAGGAUCAUGCGCAUAAACUUCGCGCAACUAUUGCAAAAGAAGCUGAUGCUUCUCAGCGGUAUACUGUUGUCAGCAGGGGCAGUCCAAUGAGAACCACACUAUCUGGAAUUAAGAUAUUUUCGGAUUUUGCUAGUGACAGCGAUAGGACACUUGAUCGAAAAGGAAGUGGUGAAGGCAAUUUUCCGCAUCAUAGCAAGGAACCCAACCUUUACUCGACGUUAAGCUCAUCACGAAGUUCGGCUAAUGCUGCACUACCAGUGCUAUCCUCAGAUCCAAUUUUGACAAUUUCUCGCGAGAAAAGUGGAUCUUUUGCGUUGGCAUAUUCAAUUGGCAAUGUCCCAUCAGAUAAAAAUGGCUGGAAUUUAUUUGUAGACGAGCGUGAGUUUAGGCGCCAAAUAGAUGGAGACCCUGCUGUUUCCUCAUACCUGAAGUUCUACAAGAAUGAUCGGGGAAAUAUUUGCAAGACUUACCCGUCAAAGCUGCUCCUUCCAGCAUCUACAACUUCCGUUACGUUGGCUAAAGUGGCUGAUUUUCGCGCUAAGAAUCGGCUGCCUGUGAUAACAUACUAUCAUCGUCGUAAUAGGUGUGUCCUGACUCGCUCAAGCCAACCCCUUUUGGGAAAUUUGCUCUCAGGAACCUCAAACGUGUCGGACCAGCUACUUUUGGGAGUGUAUCGUCGACUCCCUGAUAUCAUCAAGAACCAGUCGCAAUCAUCUCAAUCAUCUCGGCCUCUUUAUAUUUUCGAUGCGCGAAAACCAAAAGCUUCAACAGGAAAUCGUCUCAUGGGUAAAGGUGGAGUCGAGACGCCUCAAGAUUACCCGGGUGCCGUUGUCCAUCAUUUGAACAUCGCCAACAUGUAUCGUAUGCAGUCUUCAUAUAUGGGGUUGAUGAAGCUGCUCCUACCAGGUGGUGUGGACGACAACGACCGUACUUGGCUAUCGAGUGUGGAAUCGACGAGAUGGCUGGAUCAUGUUCGAUUGGUGCUUGGUGGUGCUUUAAAGAUCGCACGUGUAUUGGAAUCAGAAGGAGCAUCAGCGCUAGUACAUUGUAGCGAUGGCUGGGACCGUACUUCGCAGCUGUGUGCACUUGCACAACUAAUGAUCGACCCGUACUACCGAACUAUUCGUGGAUUUGCUGUACUUGUAGAAAAAGACUGGUUAGCAUUCGGACACAAAUACGCAGAAAGGUGCGGUAGUGAUCGUAGCCGGGACCCACAACGCAAUAAGUCAUCACCCGUCAUGUUACAGUUUCUCGACGCCGUCUGGCAAAUGCAACGACAGUAUCCCUAUUCGUUUGAAUUUAACGAAAGAUUCUUGUUGCAUCUAGCAAACUCACUGACCUCGGGACUUUAUGGCACAUUCAUGUAUGACUCGCGACUUCAGCGAGAUGUGAACGAAGUGAAGAGCAGUACGGUCUCUGUGUGGACACCAGUGCUAAUGAAGCCAUAUUUAUAUACAACGAGUAAUUAUAAGAUGCACGAUGGCCCAAUCUGGCCUUGGGUAAGCUGCACCAUGAUUCGCCUUUGGGAUAGCUACUUUUUCCAGUGGCAUCCCAAGUUUUAUAAAUGUCAAUGGGUAUGCAGUCUGGUCUCUCAUGGUCCUCUCACGUGUCAUGAUGGUAAGGGUGCUAGCGCAGACAACAAUCGAGAGGAGGAUCAACACGACCAAGUCUCGAACCUCAACUCCAGCUCCGUCAAACACAGCUAG